Molecule: messenger RNA, 2149 nt
Organism: Durio zibethinus
Lineage: Eukaryota; Viridiplantae; Streptophyta; Magnoliopsida; Malvales; Malvaceae
Product: Major facilitator superfamily protein
Cellular component (GO): membrane
Source: RefSeq, a predicted model, not a curated record
AUAUCUAAUUUUUUUAAAACUGUCAUAGUGGGAAAGUAAUGAAGAUAUAUACAGCCAUAUAGAAGCACUGAUGUUUACCUCUCUCUCACACACCAACACAAAUGAAAUUCAUUAAUGAAUUGCAAGAUGUGUGGUAGCCAUCCCAAAACAUAAUUUUUGGUGCAAAAGCCACGUCUUCGCGUCAUUCUCCAUGGCCAAGUUUACUGAUUCCAUCUCUCUCCCAAUCCCCUUCACCCUCCCUUUAAAUACGCCAUCAGCAGCGCAACACUGACACACAACCAUUUUUCAGUUAAUUUUAACACCUCUUAGGCUUUUGCCAUGCCGCGAACUAUUCUUCAAUGGCUUAGCCUAGUUGGAAUCAUUUGGCUUCAAUCCAUAAAUGGAACCAACACCAAUUUCCCUGCUUACUCAUCCCAACUCAAAGAUCUCCUCUUCAUUUCACAAAUUCAGCUCAACAAUCUUGCCUUUGCCUCUGAUGCUGGUAAGCUAUUUGGUUGGCUUUCAGGCUUUGCUGCCAAGUACUUGCCCAUAUGGCUGGUCCUUAUCCUUGGUUCAGCUCUCGGGUUGAUCGGUUAUGGAGUGCCAUAUCUCUUUCUCAUAGGCCGUAUCUCCAACUUGUCGUAUCGUCUCGUUUUCUUCCUCACUAUUCUGGCAGGAAAUAGCAUUUGCUGGAUCAACACCGUUUGCUACCUAGUUACUAUUAGAAACUUCCCCCUGGACCGUCAACUCGCGAUAGGAUUGACGGGCAGCUACCUAGGAUUAAGUGCUAAAAUCUAUACAGUUAUUGUGAAUGUUGUCUUCGCUUCUUCACCGGACAACAGAGCUAGAGCCUAUCUUUUUCUUAGCUCUGUCUUACCCUUCACAAUUAGUGUCAUAUCAGCACCAGUAGUUAGAGUUAUUAAUGUUGGAAAGAGCAAGAGGGCCAAAGCUGCAUUCAUAUCGAUUCUUGUCAUCACAACAGCCACAGGAGUCUUUGCUGUCAUGGGCAGUUUGGGAUCAGCAUCAAGCUGGUUAUCACCAUUUACUAGUGCAGUUGGUAUGGUAGCGUUGCUAUUAGCCCCACUUCUAAUUCCUUUAGGAAAGCAAAUCAGGCAACUGAUUGUAGUAAGAUUAAAGGGAUUAAAUAGAGAGGAAAAAGUUUAUAUAGAAGAGAAUGUUUCUAUGGAGAAAAUGGAGAUGGGGGUGAAAGAGAGAGAAAGCAUAAGCGAAACGAGAGAGACCAUAAGUGAUACUUUUGAGUUAAGUUUUAGGGAAAGCAUCAGUGAAAUUGAUGACUUAAGCGAAAGUGGAGAUGAUAAUACAAGUGGAACAAAUGAGAUAAAUGUCAUGGAGGAGAUCGGUGUGAAGUUGAUGCUAAGGAGGUUGAACUUUUGGUUGUAUUUUUUUGUUUAUCUUUUUGGUAUUACGCUCGGCCUGGUGUUCGCCAACAACUUAGGACAAAUAGCCGAAUCUCGCGGAUGUUCAGCUUCUGUUCUUGUUUCAUUAUCUUCUUCAUUUGGUUUCUUUGGCCGUCUCAUUCCAUCUUUUGUGGAUUACUUUUUCUCAAGGGGAAAAUACAUGAUAUCAAGAACUGCUUUUGUGGUAGCAUUAAUGGCCCCGACAGGGGGAGCUUUCUUCUUACUUGUCAACAGCACCAACCUCUCCCUUUUCAUCAGCACCGCCAUCAUCGGAGUUUGUACAGGAGCAAUCACUUCCAUUUCCGUAUCUUUAACUACAGAACUGUUUGGGACGAAAAAUUUUGGCGUGAACCACAACGUCGUGGUGGUGAACAUUCCAAUUGGAUCCUGCCUCUUUGGCUACCUAGCAGCUCUUAUUUACCGCAAGGAAGGAAAUGCAGAUGGCAAAUGUUUUGGCAUGGAAUGCUACAGAAAGACCUUCAUUUUAUGGGGUACCCUUUGUUUUCUUGGGACCUUCCUGGCCUUAAUCCUAUAUGCCCGUACCCGAAAGUUUUACAAUUCACAAAGAUCACCAUAGGGAAAGAAGAAAGAAACUACAGAAGCUAAUUAUAUAUACAAAAGAAAAGCUAGCCUUGUAAAUUUUAUGGUGCUACUAAUGAUUUAAGUCUUUUAGAAACUAAUGUAUUUGAGGAAUCAACUCUUGGAUCUUGUAAUGAUUGAGGAAUAUAGUUAAUUACUUUGAUUAAAAGGAG